Molecule: messenger RNA, 5535 nt
Organism: Cricetulus griseus (Chinese hamster)
Lineage: Eukaryota; Metazoa; Chordata; Mammalia; Rodentia; Cricetidae
Source: RefSeq, a predicted model, not a curated record
AUGGCGUUUAUCCUUGAUGUUAAGUGUAUGCCAAUCAAAGGCCUAGGAUUUGUUCUUGGAGCCUAUCAGUGUAUCUGCAAAGCAGGAUUCUAUCAUCCCCGUGUCUUCUCAGUGAACAACUUUCAGAGAAGGGGUCCAGAUCACCAUUUUUCAGGAAGCACAAAAGAUGGGUCAGAAGAAGCCCAUGUCUGCCUGCCCUGCAGAGAAGGCUGCUCCUUCUGUGCUGAUGACCGCCCGUGCUUUGUCCAGGAGGAUAAAUACCUUCGGCUCGCUAUCAUCUCCUUCCAAAUCCUGUGCAUGCUGUUGGACUUCGUCAGCAUGAUGGUGGUCUACCACUUUCGCAAAGCAAAGAGUAUCCGGGCAUCCGGCCUCAUCCUGUUGGAAACAAUACUCUUUGGGUCUCUGCUCCUAUACUUUCCGGUUGUUAUUCUGUACUUUGAGCCAAGUACCUUCCGUUGUAUUCUCCUAAGGUGGGUCCGUCUUCUCGGUUUUGCCACUGUUUACGGAACUGUGACUCUCAAGCUUCACAGGGUUUUGAAGGUGUUUCUCUCAAGAACAGCCCAAAGAAUUCCAUACAUGACUGGUGGUAGGGUCAUGAGGAUGCUGGGAGUAAUACUCUUAGUAGUGUUUUGGUUUCUCGUUGGCUGGACUUCUUCUAUGUGCCAGAACUUGGAGAAGGAUAUUUCACUUGUUGGCCAAGGGCAAACAUCUGAUAACCUCACCUUCAACAUGUGCCUCAUUGACCGCUGGGAUUACAUGACAGCAGUUGCUGAAUUUUUAUUCCUCUUGUGGGGCAUUUAUCUCUGCUAUGCAGUUCGAACAGUCCCUUCAGCAUUUCACGAGCCUCGAUACAUGGCUGUUGCAGUUCACAAUGAGCUCAUUAUCACGGCUAUAUUCCAUACAAUUAGAUUUGUGAUGGCCUCAAAACUUCAGUCUGACUGGAUGCUGAUGCUCUAUUUUGCACACACUCACUUGACUGUGACAGUCACCAUCGGGCUACUUUUGAUCCCAAAGUUUUCACAUUCAAGCAAUAAUCCCCGUGAUGACAUCGCUACAGAAGCAUAUGAGGAUGAGUUGGACAUGGGUCGUUCUGGAUCCUACCUGAACAGCAGUAUCAAUUCAGCCUGGAGUGAGCACAGCCUAGACCCAGAAGACAUUCGGGAUGAGCUGAAAAAACUCUAUGCCCAGUUAGAAAUAUACAAGCGCAAGAAGAUGAUCACAAACAACCCCCACCUACAGAAAAAGCGGUGCUCCAAGAAGGGCUUAGGCCGGUCCAUCAUGAGACGUAUCACAGAGAUCCCAGAGACUGUCAGCAGGCAGUGCUCCAAGGAGGACAAGGAGGGCACAGAUCACAAUGCAGCCAAAGGGACAGGCCUUGUCCGGAAGAACCCCGCUGACUCCUCAGGAAAUACCGGGAGACCCAAGGAGGAGUCCCUGAAAAACCGAGUCUUCUCUCUCAAGAAGUCCCACAGCACUUAUGAUCAUGUGAGAGACCAAACAGAAGAGUCUAGCAGCCUACCCACAGAGAGCCAGGAGGAGGAAGCCACAGAAAAUUCGACCUUGGACUCACUGUCAAGUAAAAAACUGACACAGAAGCUCAAAGAAGACAGCGAGGCGGAGUCCACAGAGUCGGUGCCUUUGGUGUGCAAGUCAGCCAGUGCUCACAACCUCAGCUCAGAGAAGAAGCCUGGGCACCCACGCACGUCCAUGUUACAGAAGUCACUCAGUGUCAUUGCAAGUGCCAAGGAGAAGACACUUGGGCUAGCUGGGAAAACCCAGACUUCGUGUAUGGAAGACCGAUCUAAGUCCCAGAAACCUCUGCCAAAAGAUAAAGAGUCAAACAGGAAGUUCUCAAAUCCUGAUAACACAGACAGGAAACAUUCCGGCCUCCCAAACUCCAAUCUCUUGGAGGAGCUAAGAAAGCCUCAGAAAUCCGGGAUUAUGAAACAGCAGAGGAGCAACCUCCCCACUGCCAAUUCUGACCUGAACCCCAGCACCACCCAGAUAAAGGACAAUUUUGACAUUGGGGAAGUGUGCCCUUGGGAGGUUUAUGACCUGACCCCUGGUCCUGUGCCUUCGGAACCAAAAGCUCAGAAACACGUAUCAAUUGCAGCUUCUGAAGUAGAGCAAAACCCAGCUUCAUCCUCGAAGGAGAAGUCCCACCACAAGCCUAAGGCAGCUGAAGAUCUUCAGCAACUCAACCACAAGAGUGUAGAUAAGACAGAGGUGUGCCCCUGGGAGAGCCAAGGCCAGUCCCUUUUGGAAGAUGAGAAUCCACUGCUUUCUAAGACUCCCGUUCUCCCAGGGAAAGCCAGAGAGGAGAACGGAAGUCAGCUCUACACAACCAACACGUGUGCUGGGCAGCAUGAAGAACUGCCCCCCAAAGCCGUGGCAUCAAAAGUAGAGAAUGAAAAUCUCAACCUAAUGGGAGACCAGGAGAAACAGACAUCCUCAGGGGGUAUCAUUCCUGGCUCCUGUAACUCAAGUAAUAACUCCCACCAACCAUUAACAUCACGAGCGGAAGUAUGUCCUUGGGAGUUUGAGACCCUAGAUCAACCAAAUGCUGAAAGAAGUGUAGCUUUACCUGCCUCCUCUGCUCUAAGUGCAAAUAAGAUAGCAGGGCCUCAGAAAUAGGAGGUCUGGGACACUUUCGAAGUGUCGCACCCUGGGAAGAAAAAGGGUAAUCACCGGUGUAUUAGAAAAUAGAUCUGAAAAUCACAAAUUACCAAGAAAUUUUUUGUCAGCCUGGGGAAAUUUGGCACAUGGUGUGGUGAGGUGAAGGCUGGAGAAGGCUGGAAGCAGCUGUACGUCAUAAGGAAGAAGUCUGGCUCAGCCGUGAAAAGCCAUUCCCAGAGCAACACUGGGGAAAGUUGGCAUUUUAAUUUGUUUAAGGGACAUUGCCCCGUCAGUCUUUACCCAUGGGAGUGAAUGGUCCUAAGUAAAAUUAACCAGGAGGCACAGAAGAUGAAGACAUGGAUUCUAAGAUGGGGGAAACUUAGAUAUAUGUGACUGUAAUUCUACGUAGCUGAUUGAAAAGACCUACUUUACCUAUUUAACCUUGGUAGCACUGCUAACUUAAUGCACCCCAAUACCUUUUAUAUAAAUGAUUGCUCUCAUUUUCCUAAAAUGUAUGUUUCAGUACAUUGUUGUGUCUCAUAUUCAAGCAUUCCAGAUUGUAUAAUUUUUGCAAAUAACUUUGAUAUUAUGUGACACAACACAUUUAUGCAAUCCACAGCUACUCAAUUGUCAUUGCAAACUAUCAAAUACCUGCUAUCUAUCAACUGUAGUUGAUUACGGAGUACAGUAAGCUUUCUCUGGCUUAGGAAGCCAUAAUUGUUAUGAUGCAAACUUUUAGUUUGGAUCGUGGUUUAUAUAGUGUAAAGUUGGAUUUGACUCUAUUAUUUCCCAUCAUGGUUUGUUGUAAUGUCUGAAUUUUUUUCAUAUAAGUUGAGUUACUUGUUCUGCACUUCUUGUAGGGACUCUGAAGCUUUAUUAAUCUUGGAGAUCAAAUGGUCCUGCUUAGUCAUAUGUCUCAGUAGGUUAAGGACAACUUAUCCAUUGUUUGUUCCAAGUCCGAGCUAGACCAUCCCAAUGCAUUGUCCUUUUGAACUCUUUCAGUAUUUCAUAUUAGCAUUUCCUAAGGAAGAAGCCGAGUGAAGAAACUGUGCUGUGUUAUUAGCAACGGAAGAAGGAAACUAUGAAUGAUAGCAUAUUGCAGGCCCAGGAAAUUGCCUUUCGAAACAAAUACAGAAAGGUAGCUCCUAAUAGCACUUUCAAGGGAUUAUUUUUAUAAAGAGAAAAAUUAAUGAUAGCAUCAAGAUCAUUGUAUGGAUAUAUUUUUAUUAUGCAUACUGAAAAUAUAAUAUUUUAAAUUACCUUAAAUUAUUUAUUCUCAUAAACUUUUAUUCAUUGCUUCACCUAGGUGUAGAACUUGCUGGGCUCAAAUCCCAAAGAAAUUUUAUAACCUGAUUCACUCAAAGCCCAUAAUCUUAUGGGCUCUUCAUUCUCCCCAGCACCAGAAUUUAGAAGUCCUGUAAACUAUUAUUGCAAGCUGCCUAGCUCAAAAUGCACAGCAUAAAAUUUGUUCCAAAUCCUUGAAGCAUAUCUUAUAGAACUUGCUGCAUUCCAUACUGAUCUCCUAGAGUGAACAUCCUGAGUUGCUGACUUAGCUCUAAGGAUGUUAUCUUGAAAUGAGAUUCCAAAGUUCUGCCACAUUUUAUAUAAAGAUGAAUUACUUAGAACUACAGGCUAGGCUUGCCUUUCUUCCAUCACAAACACUGAACAACUGCUUAUUUGGCCAAGACAUUUCCAGCCAAAGGAACCAUUCUUUCAUUUGGUGAGCAACAAGGAGAAUUUUCUAGCAGGAUGGAAGGUGGGGAUAAGGAAUCAGAGGGUAGAUACAAGGCUGUAAUUACUCUCAGAGGAAGAUAGAAACAGAAUUCUUUGUAUCUAUCACCAAACUUUUCUCAGCGUUUAUUUAUUUUUUUAUUCAGGAGUAAGCAAGCACUUGAAGAGUUGGCAGAGCCAUGUAUAAAUUGCCCUCACCCAUUUGCUUGCUUCAUGCAUUACUCAGGUUGGUGGGGUAGGUUUGGAGAGCUAUAGAAAUUUUAUUUUUAACCACUGCCUUCAUUCAUUUUUAUCAUCCCCUCCUUUGGAUCAAAACCUAUCUGCUAGAUGAUUUUAGAAUACUACCUUGAGGAGUAUUUGUGAACUUGGUUUAGAGUUUCUAGACUCACAUACUUGUUUCACUUGUGUCUGAGAUCUGUUAGCACUUGAUUCGCUUCUGAGAAUUCAGUAGUCACCUGUCACUGGCUUUUAUUACACUUCAGGAUGAUCCUGCUUGACAUGUGGCUUACAGAAGAUUUGCCAAAUUAUACUUUAGUGGCAGUCUGUGCCCCCCCCCAUAGAUUAUUCUCCACUAUCACAAAUCAGUGCAAAUACUUAUGGUCUUUCCUAGCAUUUCAUUGUCAUUACCUAUCACCAAAAGAAAUUGAACUCUGUUGUUCGGGAAGCUCCUUUUCCCAGGCUGAGAACAAUUGAAAGUGCAUAUAAUGUAAAGGUCUCACAAACAUUUGCUAGGUUGUCCUUUUCAAUGCAUGUGCAGGCUGCAUCCUGUCAUUGUUUUAAGCCAGGGUUUAUAAAUAAGUAGAUUUAUAUCAGUCUUAAUAGAAGCGUAUAUUUUAUGCAAGAAUUAAAUGCUUUACAACAUAAAUUAUUACCCCACCCCUUGUAAGCUUCGGUGGCAAUACGGAUUGAAACCCGACAGUUGUCUUGUAUUUGCUUCCUAGGUUUCUGCAUGCAAGUGGUGAUAGGUAGGACUGACAACACACUGCCUUUGACUUCUAGCAUUUAGCAACCGAGAGUUGUAGAGUCAACAAAGCUGUAAGUCUCUUCACUUAACCUGUGGUUCUUCUAAAACUAUUAUCUGAAUCUACAGCAUCCCACCAUGAAAUAUUUGGUAAAUUUAUGUUGUGAUGUGUUGCAGCAUGUAAAUAACUAUAACUUCUCUGCAAUAAAACAUUUAUAUGAAAAUGA